AUGACUGCCACCAGCGCGUCGAGUGCUGAGUGGAGUCUCAGCAGCGUGAAGAGCAUGGGACUCCAAGAGGAAGCCUGGUGAGCAUUUGCUGCCCUGGUCGACCCUCUGGCCGCCCUGCUGGACAUGCUGGAGGAUGGACAGGAUGGUCAGAAGCCGCGGCUUCCGGGGCCGGCCCACUCCAAGCCGCUGUCGGCCUCCGUGCUGGGCCCCCACUCCACUGAGGCAGGGUCUCCUUUUCCAGGACAGCUGCGGGUCUGUGCACUCAAUGUCCUUGCCCAAAGCCUCCUAAACUGGUGGAGCCCCUGCGUGGGCCAGGCAUCUGGGUCCGCAGAGCCCCUCUCGCUGUGGAGCCGAGAGCUCCUGGCGUGCCUGCCUCGCUCCCGCCACGUGGGCCUCCUCUGCGGCAGAUACCUUCCAACUCCCACGGGGCCUCGCAGCCUGAGAAACCAGCUGUGUUCCCAUGAAGCCACAGAAGCUGGGCUGCAGCGUGGGCCCUCGGGCCGUCGGGAGACGCAGACGCAGAGCCGGGGCAGCCCGCUCGGGAGCUGGCCCCUCCGGGAGACGCUUGGCAGGCGUCAGACCCCUUGUCUUCUGUGCCGUGUUGAGGCCACAGAAGCAGCUGUGGUUGUGCAGAGUUUGGCAGCUGAGCGCGUCUCUGGGCCCCUUCAGCGAAGAAAAGCCAUUGUCCCGAGCCGGACCGCCCGGCAGGCGGUGCAUGCCCCACUGCCCACCGCCGCGCCCGCGGGAGAGGGCCGCAUUCAGUGCAACGUGUGCAUGCUCCGGCCAGUGUGCAUGCUCCGGCCAGUGUGCAUGCUCCGGCCAGUGUGCAUGCUCCGGCAAGUGUGCAUGCUCCGGCCAGUGUGCAUGCUCCAGCAAGUGUGCAUGCAGCCGGCAGUGGUGCUGGGUGCGAGGUUGAAGCUGCAGCCAGAACUGGAUGUUGAAAAGAUGAGCACCCCAUUGCUGCUCCCAGACAGAGUAGACCUCGUGAAGAACUACGUGGCCGACUUCCCCAACCUCCAGAGCAGGCUGCUGGGCCUCAUGGACCCCUGGUGCCAGGUGCACCCCAGCCCCACAGGGUCCUGGCACCUCGUGCUGAAGCCCACGCGAGGUGCCCGCUGCUCUCCAGAGCCCACGCGAGGUGCCCGCUGCUCUCCGAGGCCGCCAGGCCACAGCCAGCAGGCCGCUGGUGACAUCGGCCCCCUUCGGAACUGGGCUGCAAGGCUGUAA
Molecule: messenger RNA, 1227 nt
Organism: Dipodomys ordii (Ord's kangaroo rat)
Lineage: Eukaryota; Metazoa; Chordata; Mammalia; Rodentia; Heteromyidae
Gene: Exd3
Product: exonuclease 3'-5' domain containing 3
Exons: 10
Source: RefSeq, a predicted model, not a curated record